Aureobasidium pullulans EXF-150 is the source of this 1110-nucleotide messenger RNA. RefSeq names its product kinase-like protein. Gene Ontology annotation, biological process: peptidyl-threonine phosphorylation; peptidyl-serine phosphorylation. The annotation marks the transcript as partial. Gene Ontology annotation, molecular function: protein serine/threonine kinase activity; ATP binding. The record is from RefSeq and is a predicted model, not a curated record. Lineage: Eukaryota; Fungi; Ascomycota; Dothideomycetes; Dothideales; Saccotheciaceae. The transcript has 2 exons.
AUGACCCCUGCGCAGGCUAUCCAAUCAUCAGCUGGAGUUUUGAACAUCUACGAAAAGGGAGAGAUUAUCGACUACAAAGACGGCGUAUGGUUCUGUGGCUCGAAACAAGCCAAGAAACAUGUUGGAGAUAUUUCUGCUGCUGGAACGACAAACUUUGGCUACGACGACGAGAGGGGCGACUACAACAUCGUCAUGGGCGACCACCUAGGAUACCGCUACGAAGUCAUCGAUGUACUUGGAAAGGGAAGUUUCGGUCAGGUUGUGAGGUGUAUUGACCACAAGCUCGGCACUCUUUGCGCUGUAAAGAUUAUUCGCAAUAAGAAGCGAUUCCAUCAGCAAGCUUUGGUUGAGGUCAACAUUUUGCAGAAGCUCAAGGAAUGGGAUCCUGAUGAGGCAAAUGCAACACUUACCAUCACAUCAUCCUUUUACUUCCGAAACCAUCUUUGCAUCACAUCUCCCUCUCUCAGCAUCAACCUCUACGAAUUUAUCCGAACACACAACUUCUCUGGCUUCUCGAUACAACUCAUUCGCCGUUUCGCACGCCAGAUACUCGCCUGUCUAUGCCUACUUCAAUCUAAGCGAAUUAUCCACUGCGAUCUCAAGCCAGAAAACAUACUUCUUUGCGACCCACGUCGUGCUGAUGUACGAGUCAUCGACUUUGGAAGUUCCUGCAAAGCAGACGAGAAAGUGUAUACGUACAUUCAAUCCCGUUUCUACCGUUCACCAGAGGUCAUUCUUGGUAGUGACUAUGGCCUUGGCAUUGAUAUGUGGAGUUUUGGAUGCAUUCUUGCUGAACUGUUUACCGGGUAUCCCAUCUUCCCUGGUGAGAACGAACAAGAACAACUCGCGUGUAUCAUGGAAAUCUUCGGCCCACCUGCUCGGGAUAUUAUCGAAAAGGCAUCGAGGAGGAAGCUGUUUUUCGACUCGUCUCUCAAGCCACGAGUCACAGUUUCGAGUAAAGGCAGAAGAAGACGACCUAGUAGCAAGACUCUCAGCGGUGCCAUCAAGUGCGAUGAUGAGGCAUUCCUCGACUUCCUCUCCCAGUGUCUUCGCUGGGAUCCUGAGAAGCGUCUGCGACCAGAUCAGGCGGUGUCGCAUCCUUUCAUCACC